AUGGCCCGGAUACCGCUGCUGCAGCGCGUUUGCAGUAUCCUGCUGCUGCUGGCGGUGGGCGCGACGGCGCUCAAGUUCGAGAUUCAGGCGGGCAGCGGCCACGACGCCAAGUCGCGCCGCUGCAUCCGCAACUUUGUGCAGAAGGACCAGCUGGUCGUCGUCACGGCCAUUUCGGAUGGGUAUCGUGGUGAUGGCAUGCAGCUGAGCAUGCAUAUUACCGAUGCCACCGGCAACGAGUACGGCAAGCCGCGCGACUUUGCGGGAGAGCAGCGUGUCGUCUUUACUUCGCACGCUGACGCCCCGUUCGACGUGUGCUUUGAGAACGUCCUGACAGGUUCCCGCUACGUGGACCGCCCCUUCCGGAGCAUCGAGCUGGACGUGGACAUCGGCGCGGACGCCAAGGACUGGGCGGCGAUCCAAGCCGCGGAAAAGCUCAAGCCGGUUGAGACGGAGCUGCGCCGCAUCGAGGAGCUGGUGGCCGAGAUCGUCAACGAGAUGGAGUACCUGCGUCUGCGCGAGCAGAAGCUGCGCGACACCAACGAGAGCACCAAUUCGCGCGUCAAGUGGUUCGGCUUUGCGACUACCUUCCUGUUGAUCGCCCUCUGGGUCUGGCAGAUCAUGUACCUGCGCGCCUACUUCCGGUCGAAGCAUCUCAUUUGA
This is a messenger RNA of Thermochaetoides thermophila DSM 1495, 660 nucleotides long. RefSeq lists its product as uncharacterized. Gene Ontology annotation, cellular component: endoplasmic reticulum; Golgi apparatus; COPII-coated ER to Golgi transport vesicle. NCBI's taxonomy places the organism in Eukaryota, Fungi, Ascomycota, Sordariomycetes, Sordariales, Chaetomiaceae. The record is from RefSeq and is a predicted model, not a curated record. The transcript is spliced from 3 exons. Gene Ontology annotation, biological process: intracellular protein transport; endoplasmic reticulum to Golgi vesicle-mediated transport; Golgi organization. Bases 1 to 660 code for a protein of 219 amino acids.